Molecule: messenger RNA, 1635 nt
Organism: Eimeria maxima
Lineage: Eukaryota; Apicomplexa; Conoidasida; Eucoccidiorida; Eimeriidae
Product: apical membrane antigen 1, putative
Exons: 8
Coding region: 1-1635 (544 amino acids)
Cellular component (GO): membrane
Source: RefSeq, a predicted model, not a curated record
AUGUGUGGAUUGCGCGCUGCGUUUACGGAGGCGGUUUGCUUGGGCCUGCUUUCGUUAGGCUCCACUGUAGUGCAGGGAAUCAAAGAUAAAGUUCACCAGGGUCACACAGAAGCAGCAGCAACAGCAGCAGCAGGAAAUCUGUCGGCAGAGCUCCAUGCAGCGCUUCACCAGCCCAACGAUAACCCCUUUCUAGUGCCUCCUCUCAGCGAUUUCAUGGAUCGAUUUAACAUCCCGAAGGUCCACGGUGUGCAGAAGGGCGGUAGCGGUAUUUACGUAGAUCUAGGAGGCGACAAGGAAGUGGACGGGCGGACAUACAGGGAACCGAGCGGCCUCUGCCCUGUCUUUGGCAAGACGAUUGUGUUGUACCAGCCGCAAAACAACCCUAAUUAUAAGAAUGACUUUCUUGACGACAUACCCACCAAACAGCAGUCCGAUGCCGUAGGACAUCCUCUUCCUGGCGGGUUCAAUAACAGCUUCAAAAUGCCAGACAAAAGCCCUUACUCUCCGAUGAGUGCACAGAAGUUAAACAGCUAUAAACAGCUGAAGGCGAAUACACCGAUGGGGAAGUGUGCAGAGAUGAGUUUUAUGACGACUGCUGGAAAGAAUUCUUCGUAUCGGUACCCUUGGGUCUACGAUACGAAACGAGACUUGUGCUAUUUCCUCUAUCUUCCCGUGCAACGGCUCAUGGGGGAGCGCUACUGCUCCGUAGAUGGCAAACCCGAUGGGAUGACGUGGUACUGUUUCGAGCCCCACAAAGCGCUAGAUAGCCGACCAGAACUCGUUUAUGGGUCGGCUUACGUAGGAAGGGACCCAGACUAUUGGGAAACACACUGCCCCAACAAGGCCGUGAAGGACGCUGUCUUCGGCGUAUGGGUUUCGGGCAGAUGCACAGAGCACAAACACCUCGACGGAGCGAAGAAGGAAAAAGUGAAUAGCAAAGCCGAGUGCUGGUCGCUGGCAUUUGAAAACCCUGAAGUGGCUAGCGACCAUCCUGUAACUGAAGACGAAAACUUCGGAACAUAUGGAUAUUUUUUCCCCAGUACCGAGCCCAAUCAACCCAAGUCGGGCGGCGAGGGUGUGAAUUUUGCGAGCUUUUAUCCGGGUUCAAUGGAGUGCUGGUUAUCCGGCGAAAUUCCAACUUGUUUGGUGCCUCUUGAGGGGGCGGCUGCAUUCACUGCUCUGGGUUCAUUAGAGGAAGAGACGGCACCCUGUACAGACAGCUUCCCGCAAACGAAGACCCCUUGCGAUCGAAACACCUGCACACAGAUCGUCGCUACAUGCGUCUCAGGAACUCUCGUGUCAGAGGAAGUACCCUGCUCACCAGAGGACGGCACCCGGUGUGAAGGCGGCUUUCCCAAGGGGGUCAUGAUAGGUUUGGCAGCAGCGGGAGGCAUUUUGUUACUGCUGUUGGGUGGAGGGGGCUUCUUGCUCUAUCGUAGCAGAAUGAGGCCUGCAGCGAAGGGAGACGAAGCAACUCGUUCAGAUUAUGUGCAGGAGGAGGCGGCAGCCAACAGACGCAAGCAAAGACAGUCGGAUUUAGUGCAGCAGGCAGAGCCUUCCUUCUGGGAGGAGGCAGAGGCUGAUGAAGCAGAAACGGGGGAGAGCACCCACGUGUUAGUUGACCAAGAUUACUAG